Messenger RNA from Carassius carassius (crucian carp), 769 nucleotides. It is a transcript of the gene tmed4, whose product is annotated as transmembrane p24 trafficking protein 4. The transcript is spliced from 5 exons. The coding region runs from base 52 to 720 and encodes 222 amino acids. Gene Ontology annotation, cellular component: COPII-coated ER to Golgi transport vesicle; endoplasmic reticulum-Golgi intermediate compartment; endoplasmic reticulum. The record is from RefSeq and is a predicted model, not a curated record. Gene Ontology annotation, biological process: endoplasmic reticulum to Golgi vesicle-mediated transport; Golgi organization; positive regulation of canonical NF-kappaB signal transduction. Lineage: Eukaryota; Metazoa; Chordata; Actinopteri; Cypriniformes; Cyprinidae.
AGCAGCUCUGAAAUCUAUUCGCAUCCCUGGAUUGACUGAUGGGUGAUUUGGAUGGAGAUGAAGGCGGUGGUGUCCUGUACCGGGCUUAUGCUUCUAUUUGCGUGGCUUUCUCCAAGCCAAGCCCUUUAUUUCCAUAUCGGAGAGACGGAGAAGAAAUGUUUUAUUGAAGAAAUACCCGACGAAACCAUGGUGAUAGGGAGAUACAGAACACAGCUGUGGGACAAACAGGCUGGCUCUUUCCUCCCAUCCACCCCUGGUUUAGGCAUGCAUGUGGAAAUCAAAGAUCCUGAUGCCAAGAUCAUCCUGUCCCGUCAGUACGGCUCGGAUGGCCGUUUCACCUUCACGUCCCACACACCAGGAGAGCAUCAAAUCUGCCUCCACUCCAACUCCACCAAGAUGGCGCUGUUUGCUGGGGGAAAACUGAGAGUCCACUUGGAAAUUCAGGUUGGUGAACACACCAACAACUACCCAGAGAUCGCAGCUAAAGACAAACUGUCCGAGCUGCAGCUGAGGGUCCGACAGCUCCUGGACCAGGUGGAACAGAUCCAGAAAGAGCAGAACUACCAGCGGUACCGUGAGGAGCGUUUCCGUAUGACGAGCGAGAGCACGAACCAGCGCGUUCUGUGGUGGUCUAUCGCUCAGACCAUCAUCCUCAUCAUCACAGGAAUCUGGCAAAUGAGACAUCUCAAGAGCUUCUUUGAGGCCAAAAAGCUGGUGUGAAGAUCAGAUGGCAUCACAGAGACAAUAACUCAAGUAACAUUCAUUGCCG